Mastomys coucha (southern multimammate mouse) is the source of this 495-nucleotide messenger RNA. Its product is annotated as endogenous Bornavirus-like nucleoprotein 1. Lineage: Eukaryota; Metazoa; Chordata; Mammalia; Rodentia; Muridae. The coding region runs from base 1 to 495 and encodes 164 amino acids. The record is from RefSeq and is a predicted model, not a curated record. The transcript is spliced from 2 exons.
AUGCAAGGUAAGGACAGCCCUGCUUAUGAGACAUCUGUUCUAUGUAAAGGAGUGAAGGAGAGGCCUCUCACAGCCCUCGAAAUGUCCUCCGUAGUUAUCUACUGCUGCACACUCAUGAAUGGGCUUGUGAUUAGAUCAUCUGAGAAGAUUUGCAGUGGAUUGGAACAGAUUAAACGUAGAGUGAAGGCCCUCACGGUUACCCUAGGGAAGUCUGGGCAUUCAGAGGCAGCUACCCAUCUCCACACCUGUCUACCCAUUGCUUUUGAAAUACCAACCUUCCUGACUGUGGAGAAGAAUCUCAAAAAGCGCACAGGUGAAUGGUUCGAGUUUAUGGGUGCUCUUCAAAACAAUGAUACCAUCAAUCUUGCUCCAAGAGUGUUCCCAAAUCUGUCAGCUUCAGCUCUUUUCCAGAGUAAGCUCGAGAGUGCAACGAUGAUGGCAUCCAAGGCACCUGUGAUCCAGCAUUUGACAGAGCCUUUGCUACAACAGGCUUGA